Cydia amplana is the source of this 3756-nucleotide messenger RNA. It is a transcript of the gene nemy, whose product is annotated as plasma membrane ascorbate-dependent reductase CYBRD1. NCBI's taxonomy places the organism in Eukaryota, Metazoa, Arthropoda, Insecta, Lepidoptera, Tortricidae. The transcript has 6 exons. Bases 300 to 1217 code for a protein of 305 amino acids. The record is from RefSeq and is a predicted model, not a curated record. Gene Ontology annotation, molecular function: oxidoreductase activity.
GGCUCCUUAAUGAAAAGCGCGGCCCGCGCAGCCCCGCGCGCCCGCCCGCUUGGAGGCUGCCAGUAUCCCGCGAACCGCGAUAGCGACGCCACACGUCCGAUCACCGACUUCAAACCCACUGUCCCGAGUUUCGUCCGGAGCUAAUCCAGAAAGUUGUCGGCUUAUUGGAAAACUUGGAUCGGAUCCGAAGAUUGUGUUCCGUGUUGUGACUCUCGCGAUCGCGUGUGUUCCUCCGGUGUUCCGGGGGCUGUAAACGGUUUUCAAAAGUUGCCAAAGUGUCUCCUAUAAAGUUGUCGGCGAUGGACAGCAACUCGGUGUCGCCGAUGCCGGAGCUAGCGCCGAUCGCCGAGUUCGACAAGUCUCCGCCUUCGCCGCCGAAUGAAGAGGUGCCGAUGGACGAUCUGCCGCCGCCCCCUGCUACGAUCUCGGGCCAGACGGACGGAAAGAAAGUUAAAAUCCAACGGAGCCGUUCAUACGACUCCGACGACAAUGAGCGGGGCGCCUGCGAAUGGUGCGAGUACGCACUCGUCAUCACGCUCGCCACCAUCCUGCUCAUCGGCGUCUCGGCGCUGACCAUCUUCUGGACGCUGUUCUACCGCGAGGGCUACGCCUGGGUAGACGACAUCCCGGAGAAGCAGUUCAACCUGCAUCCCACGCUUAUGGUUGCUGGGUUCGUUACCUUCAGCGGGUUCUCCGUACUGCUGUAUCGCAUCUGCCGAUGCUUCCGCCGCAUCUACGUGAAGCUGCUGCACGCGAUCUUCCACGCGCUCGCGUUCCCCUGCAUCGUCAUCGGCUUCCUCGCCGUGCUGGACUACCACAACAAGAAGGGCAUCAACAACUUCUACUCGCUGCAUAGCUGGAUCGGCCUCACUGCUAUGGGACUGUUUGGAAUACAGUACGCCGUGGGCUUCUUCAGUUUCCUGCUCCUCCUGAUCUGCAACAAGGGCACCGCCGGCUUCCGCGCCUCGCUCGUGCCCGUGCACGCCGCCUUCGGCAUCCUUACCUUCGUACUCGGCGUCUGCGCUUGCCUCACCGGACUCACUGAGAAAGCCCUCUUCACCAUUACGGCCACGGUUUACGCGACGAUGUCCGAAGAGUCGAUCGUGAUGAACGCCAUCGGCGUCUCCAUCGUGGCGGUGGCGAUCGUGGUGCUGUACACCGUGCGCGGCACCGGGGGGUACCGCCUGCGCAAGGUCGCGGCGCACCAUCCGAGCUAAGCGCCCGCGCACUACAAUACACGCCAUCCAGACGUUUGGCGACAAACGUGGGUUUGUAGCCGGAUUCAUUUCGCGUGUUAAUUGGAGACAUGUGACUAAUAAAGGCUGGUAUUUUCUAUAAAAAAAGUUGUGUUGAUAUCAGCAAGGUCUAUGCAAUGCUUUGAAAUUUAUGUUAUUACAUCACCAGCUCACUGAGAAGAACAUAUGGCGUUGUGAGAAGUAAUAUGUGACUGGGAUCUCGCUAAAGAGCCACCUAACAAUGAUAUGGAACACAACUAUUUAUGGGGAAUACCGGUUUUUAUUAUUUAGGUUCCUGUCUUUUUAUUUUUAUCUCGUAGCUUUUGCGAUUUUGAUGUUCACUUUCUCAUUUGCACUAAUGUCUGAACUGAGUUAGUGAAAAUUCGUGAACACACUCGGAAUGCAUCAGCAAUAAUACUAAUUAUUAAUACUUAUUAUAAGAUCUCAAAAGCUAUGAGUACGAUUGUGACGUUAAUGUAGUUCUGAGCAACGUUAUUUUAUACAUCGAUGUUUAAAUGUCACAUGCAAACUCCAAUUUGUCUCCAAACGAUGUUUUGUAACUGCAAUUUUUUAAAGUUUGUAAGUUUGCUGUUAUGCUUAAUGAGGUAACUCCGUACUCUGUAUUAGUGAUAACUACAAGCGUAAAGGGUAAGAAGUAGGGAUAGCGGGGGUAAAUUAUGUAAGUUAGAUUACUUCGAACGAGACUCCAGGACUCCGCUCAUUCAGUGACUUCAAAAUCACAGUCCGUCAAGAUCUUUGGGAGCCCUCUGUGUAACUUCAAAAUGGAACAAACUUACUUUAAGCAAUAUCUUUAGAAGGUUUUCGAUUUUGAGAUUACCAUUAUACUUCGAAAAUAAAACCCUGAUAAAAAUUAUAUCGUUUAGCUCAAUUUGUUAACUUUAGGUUUACAAAUUCUAUCUCGAUUGGUGACACCACUUGUUCGGCGGUUGUGCGUUAUUCUAUUGUGAAAAUCUACCUUUAUUGUGAGUUAUUCCGUCUUAGGCAAAAUUAAUUCGACUGAUAUUGGAAUUAGAUCAUUCCUUUGAAUAUUAUUUACACAAUAUUACCCCAUAACUAUAUAAGAUGCGUAGUUUAAUCGUGUUAAGGACCGCAGUCAAAUUGGAACUGAACGAAGCGGAAAGGAAUGCAAUGUAACUGUAAAGUCAAAGAAGAUUUGACAAUAUGAAACUUGUUUAACUUCCUUAUACUCGCUGUUCUGUGGUAAAUAAUUAAUCUUAAUUAUUAGAACAUAUAGUAUGUAGGUACGUUAACGAGGGUAAGGGUAGAUAACCAAGGACAAGAAAUCGAUGUAUAUUUACUAGAUUGGCGUUGACAUAACUCCGGGUGUAAUACGCAAUUACCUAUAUAUUUUGUUUUUAGAUGCCAUACAUACACAUAGGUUUUCAUAAAUUCAUGCUAAUAAUAUGUCGGUAUGUUUUAUGAAGUAUAGUUAGGUUAUCUUAGAUGUAAUUGUAUAUAAAUUUUAUUCUAAUUAAUGUAAUGUGCGAGUGUUCGAUAGUUGUAGUUUCGUAGUGAAAAUUUACAGUCUAAAUAUUUAUUGAUUCAUCCUACCACGGAGAUUGGCUAUCCAGUAUUUUAUGUUAUGAUGUUUAUUUAUUACAUUUUAUAUCUUUAAGGUACAGAUAUGUGUAUACUUGAUGAAAGAGCGAGACUCCAGAGUCGCAUUCAGCUGUUUGUGGUAGAACAUUGUGUAUAAGUGUACAUCCAAGUUGCCAAAUUUGUUGUAAAGUGGUAAUGUGCGGUAAUAUAAUUUGUUAAUCAAUUAUUAAUGUGCUAUUCACAUACAUACCUACGUGUAGCGUGUUUAUCAAUAAUGUAGGAUAAUGCUCAAGGUAUUUACGGAGGGUACAUAUUCUUUCCUUUUGUAGAAAUUGAGUACCUAAUUUAUCUAUUACUUAGAUAAAGUUUUAUCUAUAUUCCAUUUUGUAAAUUUGCAUUCCAAUGAAGCAUUUGAUGGGCUUUUGACAUUCUUUCUGAAAAUAUACAAUCCGUAAAAAGACUGCAUUCAUAAGUAGGUCCUCUUGUAUUAUAUUACAGGAUUUGCGACCGUUUAUUGCUUGGAUAAAGACGUAUUUACAAAUUUUAAAUAUUCCAGUUUUUAUGGAUCCCUUUGAAAUAUUGGGGCCAAAUUUUGAUAUUGUUAUAGCAUCCCCAUUUGUACAGUUUCUGUUAUGCACCAUUUUAAUACAAAACGAAAAAUGCUACAGUUGAAAUAGAGUUACAAAUCUUUCGUUUCCAAACGCACCAAGAGAAUUAAAUGCAGUACCUGCUUAUUAAUGUAAAGCUAGAAUUAUAAUAGUUUCCAAGUUUUCCCAUAAGUUGCGUAGGCGCUAUAGAUUCAUUUGAAAGAUUGCAUUAUGUUACUAUUGAGUAAUUGAUAACGAUUAUUUCUCUUAGUUGCGUUGGCGACAGUUAUAUUGGUUACUAUGAAUUUUAUCACUGUUUUACAUUUUGAAAUAUUUAUACGGCAAUCGUAUGGUACAUUAAAUACUUGUAUUAA